Molecule: messenger RNA, 660 nt
Organism: Pseudozyma hubeiensis SY62
Lineage: Eukaryota; Fungi; Basidiomycota; Ustilaginomycetes; Ustilaginales; Ustilaginaceae
Product: RPEL repeat protein
Exons: 2
Coding region: 1-660 (219 amino acids)
Source: RefSeq, a predicted model, not a curated record
AUGUUGACCGUGACAUCGAGCGGAUGGUCCCUUCCUUUCUUCACGACUGAGCCUCCAUCGGAGCACACCGACACCGCAAAGAUGGCCACGAUCAACAACCUCGACAUUGCUGCUGCCAAUGCCGCUGGCGGAGGAGCGGCCGACCAUCCCAAGAGCCCGAUUUCGGACGAAUACCGCGCACGCCUGGAACGAAGCCUGGGCCAUCGUCCCGAUCGUCACGAGCUGGAGGAGAAGAACAUUCUUAAGCCUGGCAACCUGGCACCGUCGCUGCAAGCCGCUCGCGACGAACUGGAAAAGUCGCAACGCGCCGACAAGCUCGAAGGUCGACUCGAGCGUCGUCCCGAACGUGAGGAUCUGGUAUCGCGCGGCAUCCUCAAGGACCAAUCGGUUGCACCUUCGCUCCAGGCAAAGCGAGAUGAGCUGCAGAAGAGCCAGUUGACCGACAAGCUGGAAGGAAGGCUCGAGAGGAGACCCGAGAAGGAGGAUCUGGUGAAUCGAGGUAUCCUCAAAGAUCAGUCGGUAGCUCCGGCUCUUCAGGGUAAGAAGGAGGAGCUGGAGAGAGCUCGUCUGGGCAACCAGCUGCAGAAGGAUCUCGAAUCGAGGCCUAAUGCAGAUUCACUCCGACAGAAGGGCAUCCUUCCGCACCAGGAGGAGCAGUAG